AUGGCGUCGAACCAGGAGUGCCACAUCUGCCUCGAAGAGCUACGUCGUGACCUGGUAGCUUCUCCUUGUGGCCAUGUAUUUCAUCAUAUCUGUAUACUUCAAGCACUACAGGUCAACUCCCAAUGUCCCAUCUGUCGGCGCCGCACGGGCGACGCCGACCUCGUCACGCUUUAUUUCGAUGUACCGAGCGCUAAUGAAGCCCCGAAUGGCAGUGAGACGCAGGAUUUUCCUCCUGUGCAGGCUUCAGGUGAGAUUAAUACGCUUAGCUCUCGCGUCAAUAUGCUCAUGGAGCGUAUUCAAUGGCAGAACAAGCAGCAGGAGCGGCUUGUUGACGAGCUGCGACGUCUACGCAGUCAAAGCGAGCAGCUAGUAUUGGAUAAACAAGCGCUCGCUCAGCGCUUGGGCUCCUUGCAAGCGACAAAGACCGACUUAUUGAAUAAAGUAGCGAGGUAUCAGAUGGAACUUACACGUCAAACAGAAGCUGCUCGUAGAUCGAGUGUGAAUCAGAGCAUAAUCAACUACUUGGAGACGUGUGACGCAUCUACAAUGGAAGAGGAGAUACAAAACCCACGAGAACUUAUAAUGGCACUGAAAAAGGCGUGUAAGUUUCGUCAUGAUCAGUAUCAAAAGGUGGUAAAGGAGAAAAUGCGACUAAAGGAGAUGUUGACCAACUCGCUGUCUCAACCUUUGCAGCACCAGACAUCAGGGUGUUCACGGAUGCCCAGGACAAAGGCUCGCACAGCAUCGGCGGCGUUUGAAACUAAACGUGCGUAUACGACACAAGCAGCCUAUGAAACUGGAAUUCCGUCACAGGUUUUGGAGAAGAAGCGGAAAAUCGACUCGUCAACCGUGACAUCGAAUCCGAUGCCUUUUUUCGAGCAACAGGGCAACGAAGCCGGUUUAGAAUACAACCCACGUUCGGACUUGGAGAGCUUUUGUGCGAACGCGUACUCGGAUGUGCCGAUUCGUCCUCCUCCGAACCAAAGGCAAACACUCGGACGCAGCAACUUUAACCCGAACCAGUAUGGUGCGUUUGGCGUGAUACCGUCAAGCCAACCACCGGUGCAGAUGACGUCAUCCCAGGCUGAUGUAUGCCGUCGUGGCUACGACGAAACUGGUAAGCUCACCAACUUUUUCCUUCCCAAGGAGGCUGACUUGAGGUCCAUGCCUCGAGAAAAGAUGAUUCCGAGCAUGCAGCAUCUGCUGAACUCACAGUCAAGAAGUCAGCAGCAGCGCGUGACGAGCAACGACCGACAGGAGUACGCACUAACUAACUGGCUGCGCAAUAACUAA
Messenger RNA from Peronospora belbahrii, 1293 nucleotides. NCBI's taxonomy places the organism in Eukaryota, Oomycota, Peronosporomycetes, Peronosporales, Peronosporaceae. The record is from the annotation of a GenBank genome assembly.